AUGACAACCAUUCACCACAAGCAGAUGCUGCAGGAGCACGUGUCUCUGGAGCUCUCCAGCCUCACCACCCACGUGAAGACCUUCUCCCAGACAACCAAGAUCGUGGGAGAGCAAGUCGUGUCGAGGAAGUCCUCGACCACUGUUGAGUUCUUCAACUGAUGCCGGAGCUCCGACGUCCCUGCGGGCGAGAGCGCCCCGGAGUUCGUGGAGAAGCCUCAGCCCGUCACCGCAUCCGAGGGGGAUAAAGCCGUGUUCCCAGCCCGGGUGCAGGGGAACCCCAAACCCCACAUCUCCUGGAAGAAGGAGAGCGGCAUCCCCAUCAAGGAGUCCGCCAACAUCUUCUACGACAGCAUUAACAAGGAACACGUGCUGAAGCUGGAGCCACUGACCUCAGAUGACUCUGACAACUACGAGUGCACGGCAAACAAUGACCAUGCCGACACCAUCUAUACUGUGGCCUUGCUGGUGACAGAGGGUCAAGAUAAAAUGGAUUUCAAAAAGAUGUUGAAAAAGAGGGUUCCCCCUGCUCCCAAGAAGAAGCAGAAGAAGGUAGCAAAUGAGAAAGAGCUAGAGGUUUUGUCUAAGGUGCCCAAGGACUUUGAGAGGCUCUGCAUAGAGUACGGUCUCACCAGCUUCCAGGGGCUCCUCAAGAAGCUCAAAGAGAUGAAGAAAGUGGAGGUGGAGGCCAUCUGGAUUCUGAAGUCCUUGGAAAAUAUAGAGACCAAGGUUGACACCACAGUGGUCUUUGACUGUGUCAUGGAGCCAAAGGACCCCAAAGUCAAGAUGAUAUGGAUCAAGGGUAACAAGCCACUGAAGACCCAGUACUUCCUGGGCAAGUACAAUGUGAAGCAGAUGGGCAGCAAGCAUAUGCUGGUUCUUACCAAUGUGAACAUGAAUGACGCAGGCACCUACAGCCUGUCCGUGGGCAACAAGUGGAUGAGUGCAGAGCUCAUAGUGCCGGCUAUGAGUGAGCCACUGAAGUUCCUGGGAAAGAUGAAGCCAAUGAAGGUGACAGAGCACCAGACAGCUGUGUUUGAGGUCCGCCUCUCCAAGGAGGUGCCCAACUUUGUGUGGAAGUUCAAUGGGAAGGAGCUGAAGAGGGAUAAACAGUGUGAAAUCACAGAGUCCGAGGAUGGUCUGACCCACAUGCCUAAGGUUAAAGAUGCCAGACUCAGUGACAGUGGCAAGUACUCUGCCAUGGCGAGGGACCUAGUACAGAAGGCCCAGCUCACUAUUGGCAUCCCCAUCAAGUUUGUGAGCACCCUGAAGAACGUACAUGUGAAAGAGAGGAGCCGUGCAUGCCUUGAGUGUGAGCUGACAUCCAAGGAUGUGACACUGUGCUGGAAGAAGGACGGGUGGCUGCUGGAGCAUGGAAGCAAGUACAGCAUGAACCAUGAGGGCAAACGAGCAGAGCCGGUCAUUGGGGAUGCACAGCUCAGUGACGGUGGUGAGUACACUGUGGUGGCCAUGCAGGAUGGGGACCCCACUGAAUACAAUAGUACUGCCGCAGUCACCGUGGAGGAGCGUCUGGCCACCGUGAAGAGCAGGAUGCCCAACGUGCACGUGACCACCGGGAGCCCAGCUGAGCUGUGCAUAGUGCUGAACGGCGAGAAGGUGGAGGGCUCGUGGCUGAAGGAUGGCAAGGAGGUGCGAGGUAGGAGCCAGGGAAAGGGACGAAAGAGGAAGAGGCGACAGCGCAUACACUCACACUCACGCCUGCCCCUCACGCCCCAGAUCACGGACUUGCGCGGCGUGCAGAUCGUGAAGCAGGGUGCGGUCCACAAGUUCAUCUUCCCCAUUAUGGGCCCCGAGAAUGAGGGCACGUACACAUUCCGGGCCAAGGGCGUAGAGAGCGAAGCCUCGGUAUUCAUUGCAGAUCCUCCUACCGACAACCCGUCGGUGCUGGAGGGACUGGCCGCGCGCCCAGUGACCGUGAAGGUGGGCCACAUGGCGAACAUCAAAGUGCCCUUCCGGGCAAAGCCGCUGCCCAAAGUGACGUGCUUCGAGGACGGCGUGGAGGUGACAGAGGAGACACGCGUGUCCAGGGAAUGCAGGGAAGACCAGGCGCUGCUCACGGUCUCAACCUGCGUGCGCGAGGACAGCGGCCUCAUUACGCUCAAGCUGAGUGAGCGUGGCUCAGCCACAGCCGCUCUGCACCUCCGUGAGCUAGACCAUCCCAAGCCUCCCCAGGGCCGAGUGGAGUUCCUGGAGCUCUCAGGCAGUUGUGUGCACAUGAAGUGGAAGGCCCUGAAGGACAACGGUGGGCGGCCUGUGACACAGUUCAUAGUGGAACGGAGGGCCGUCGGCAAGAAGGCCUAGAUUAAGAUAGGCGAGGUGGACAGCAAAGUCACCAGAUUCUCUACCAACAAGGUGGGGGGAAAAGCCUACCAGUUUCAUAUCCUGGCAGUCAAUUCAGAAGGAGUGAGCGAGCCGCUGGAGACACACGAAGGGUUUCCAGGAAAUCCUAUCUAGCCCUGUGCUAUUGCCUCCCAGCCUCAAGUGACUGAUGUGACCAAAGAGGCUGUGACCAUCACAUGGAAUGCCCCCACCGGUGAGGGGGCGGGGGGGCACCGAGUGCUUGCCUACAUUGUGAAACAGAAGAAGAAAGGCAGUAACCUAUGGGUGCCAGUCAACAAGGAUCCCAUCAAGGACGCCAAGUGCACUGUGGAUGGCCUCCUGGAAGACACAGAAUAUGAAUUCUGAGUUGUAGCUGUGAAUAAGGCAGGACUGGGACAGCCCAGUAGGCUGUCCAACUCAGUGGUAGACAAGGAUCCCGUCAAACCCCCAGGCCUGAGGCAGGCCCUGCACAUGUCUGAGUCCUCCAGCUCCAGCAUCUCCCUGGCCUGGCGGGAGCCUGCAGAGGGAAACCCACCCUCUGGCUACAUCCUUUAGAUGCAGGCUGAAGACACCAAGUAGUGGUCCAAGUGCACAAACACCCCCAUCUCGGGCCCCUGCUACACGGUGGGAGGCCUCACUGAGAGGCAGACAUACUUCUUCUGAAUCCGGGCUGUGAACGAGGCUGGGGUUGGGGAGCCUAUGGAACUGGAUGAGGGAGUCCGUGCCAUGCCACCACGAGCUGGCCCCAAGUUUGACCAGCUGAAGAGUCACAUGGUGGUUUGCGCUGGGACAGCCCUCUGGAUGCAUGCCGCCUUCUCUGGCUCACCACCACCCAGCAUGAUCUGGCAGAAAGAUGGCAUCCCCACCAAGGGCAGGGAAACCAUCGCCAAGGGCAAAAACCACUCCCAGUUCCUCAUCAACAGCACCAAGCGCUCCGACUCAGGGGUGUACCGCAUCUUGCCCCAGAAUGACCUUGGAGAGGCAUAAUAUGACAUCCACGUGCGUGUCCCAGAUUUUCCACGACUACCCACAAACCUACAGCUGACCAAGGAGGACACACUGACUCUUACCUGGAACCACAGUCCCAGUAUGAAGGAGGACAGUGAUGCCCGCUAUGUCAUCAUGAAGCGGGAUGCCCAGACCGCCACCUGGUUCACCACAGCCGAUCAUGUGUUCAAUAACAAGUACACGGUGACCGACCGGGUUGCUCCCUCCCCCCGCAUGAAGUACUACUUCUGAGUGGUGGAGAACGAAAUCGGUGACAGCGACCCACUUGACACCAAGGAUUCUUGGCUUGUCAACAAGGACAAGAUCGAGGACCUGAGCGCCAAGUCGAAGUCGUCCCGGCCGAAGGACUGGCGCCGCGCGCCGCGCUUCCUGACAUCCCCUGCUCCCCGGCCCAAGCCGCCCACGGUGCUGCGCGGCCAGGACUGCACCAUGACCUGCGCCUUCCUUGGGAACUCGCGGCCCACGGUGACCCUCUACAAGGGCGACGUCAACAUCAGGUUCUGAUAAAACUCCACCAGCGGCGUGUGCACAAUCGUCUUCCCCACCUGCACGCUCAAGGACAGCAGCGAGCACAGCGUGCCGGUGAAGGAGCUGGGCAAGGACCGUAGCAGCUGUGCGCUCACCAUCUACGACCAAGAUGAUAAGUCAGUUCUAGCAUCAGUCACCGAGAGUCUGCAGAAGAAAUCCAAGCGUCUUAUGUGAGCUCCAGCCCAGCCCAGGCAUCAGGAGAAUGUUGUGCUGUGGGGCUUCUUGGCCUGUCCUCUGUGUGGCCUCAGUGAGGGAAGCCCAGUUUGCUCUCUGGUGCUUGUCACUGCAAACAUUCAGUGAAAGGAUGGGACAAUAAAUGGAGUGAGCUCACCCUUGCCUGUUCCUGAGUGUGGUGUGCAGCAGGAGUGGGAUGUGGAUACACAGAACCUGGACCCCUGAGAGCUUUGUCCAAACCUACCCACACGGGGAGUGACCAGCCCCCUUUCACUGGACCUUGACUUGCCCACCCCCACCCCCUGCCACAACCACACUGGACCCUCCCCUCCCGGCAGGGCACAGGGGGACAAGUCUUGCCAGCUUCAUCCUUCUCCCCAUCCUGCUCCCUCCCAUUUCCUCACACCAGGUAGGUCUGUCUUCAGAAUUCUGGGGUUUGAAGGGAUCAGGACCUUGCCUCUUUGGAGCCCAGGGAUCCCAGUGUUUGAGAAUUAGAGCAUCUUAGAGCUGGAAGAGACUGGUCAUCCAGCCCGCUAGGUUUCAAACUUGUUUUGCAAUGGAAUCCUUCCUUUAAAAAAAAAAAUUCCUAAGAAGCUUCUGGACUUGAAUCAAGGAUACGGGGUCUCUGAGCCUCCCUCCUCUCCUUAUCCUUUCGCCAUCUCCCACUAGGGAUGCCUAUAAAAACUCUAGUGUGGAAAUCACUGAGUCAUCCAACACCCCCAUGGGAUCUGAGUCUCCUCUCUGACAUCCCCCCAAUUGUAGAGCCCCUCUAUUGAUGGCAUGUUCACCACCACCCAAGGCUUCCCUUCCUACUCUGGGUCAGGGCACUGCCUGUUAAGAUGCAAAUGUCCCUGGACUGAGGUGACACAUUAUUCUGCCAGGGCUCCAGAUCUAAAGUAUGAAGCAGCCAAUCUAAUCUCAGUCCUCUCAGCUGUUCAACUGAGCCCAGAGCCCAAGGAAAGAGGAGAUGGUUGAAGGGAAUCUGGAUCAUGCUGGAGCAGGCAGCAGGUCUGGGGUGAGGAGGGGAGGAGGCAGGCAGCCGUAGAGAACACUGGGUAACUAAGUCACCAAAGCUGCUAGGCACCUGUGCACAGGGAGUGCAUCACGGAUAAAUCUGGAUAGUGGCAAAUCUACUACCCAUCCUCAUGAACUAUAUCCUCACCCACACACAAGACCAGGGAAGUGAAACCCACUCCAACUAGCACAGUGUCACCAGAGCCAGGAAGCCAGCCUGGCGCCAAGAUGCACUGGUCAGGAGUGUGACCCAGGCUGUGAGGACAUCCAGGGCCCUGGCACCAUACCCCCACCCCCUCCUCUCCAGGACAGGCAUGUGCCACACCGGCAGACAAGCAGGGCAACUAGUGGCCUUUUAUUUUUAUUUUUAUUUUUAUAUGAGCAGUAAAGGAUAGAGUCAUCCCAUCCUUGCUCCUCUUGCAUUGAAUGUGCCUCGGGUCUUAGGACCCUACAGCCCCCUCCUCUUGCUCCCAGUGCAGGAGGGGCAGGCAGGAAAGCACUGAGAGUGGAGGGGGUGGGGGACAUCGGGGGGUUCCCAGCUCUCUGAGCCAGGCUCAGCACCCCCUCAGCAGCUCCCUGAGGCCCUCCCCCUAUAAGACUUGAAUAGACAGCAGGACAGAGACAUAUGGCAGAGAAAGACAUAGAUGGGCUGAGAGACAGACUACACACA
This is a messenger RNA of Equus quagga, 5731 nucleotides long. It is a transcript of the gene IGSF22, whose product is annotated as immunoglobulin superfamily member 22. The record is from RefSeq and is a predicted model, not a curated record. Gene Ontology annotation, molecular function: protein binding. Lineage: Eukaryota; Metazoa; Chordata; Mammalia; Perissodactyla; Equidae.